This is a messenger RNA of Adelges cooleyi (spruce gall adelgid), 462 nucleotides long. Its product is annotated as mediator of RNA polymerase II transcription subunit 8-like. Gene Ontology annotation, cellular component: mediator complex; core mediator complex. The record is from RefSeq and is a predicted model, not a curated record. The coding region runs from base 1 to 462 and encodes 153 amino acids. Gene Ontology annotation, molecular function: transcription coregulator activity; RNA polymerase II cis-regulatory region sequence-specific DNA binding. The transcript has 3 exons. NCBI's taxonomy places the organism in Eukaryota, Metazoa, Arthropoda, Insecta, Hemiptera, Adelgidae. Gene Ontology annotation, biological process: regulation of transcription by RNA polymerase II.
AUGAAGUAUCUAUCACACGAGAAAAUACCGCAGCUUCGUAACCAUACGAUUUUGCCGCUCAUGUUAAACACUGAACGGGACGAAGAUUUGGUCGAACAUAAAGCUGGUAGUCUACAAAACGAGACGGCGUUAAAGCAGUUGACGGCAUUCAAUAAAGUCGUGAACUAUGUGCUGGAUUUGGUAUCCAAGUCCAGGGAAGAGUGGAAAGUAGAAACCGGCGCGCAGAUUGGUAUCAAUCAAACUUCAUCAAUGGCCGAUUUGCAUACUCAUAUAUCUGGUGGGAGCAUAGAUAAAAAUUUAAAACCAACUGUGCAACAAGUUUCUCCCGGUAGUAUGAUGGUACCCGCUUCCGGAAGACCGGUAACACCGGGCAUGGGUCCAAGUACUCCGCCAAUGGGUCUGAUGCCCAAGCAACCUCCAGGAGUUAAAGCCAAUGCCAAGGAAUCGCUUCCGUAUCCAUAA